Messenger RNA from Ilex paraguariensis (yerba mate), 606 nucleotides. The record is from the annotation of a GenBank genome assembly. Lineage: Eukaryota; Viridiplantae; Streptophyta; Magnoliopsida; Aquifoliales; Aquifoliaceae.
AUGAAUAGCCCUAGUAGGAGCCGAGUUAUCUUUCUUGAAGCCCCAAGACCGCAGGACUUUGCCCUGAGAAUGUCUCGACGAGAAGGUCGUGAUUCCGAUUCCAAUCGACGAGAAGGUCGCGAUUCCGAUUCCAAACGCCAUCGUUCCAGGUUCGAUCAAGAACCCAGUCCUAAGAGAUCUAGGAGGGACGGUAAACCAGUGACUGAGAGACCAUUCCCACCUAACAGCCUAAAUUUGGAUGGUGGAGACCAGUCAGCUCGGGAUCAAAAGCACCGCCGUCGGCUGCAAGAUGCUUUGCCUCUUGAGGCCCCAGUAGCACCUGAUCCUAAGGUACAAACUGGAGCAUUGAAUAAGGAAACUGACAACAAAACUAAUGGAGACCGUGAUGGAGCUAAACAAUCUUCUGAAUCUACUGAAGUUCCUCGAUCUCGAUCCUUUUUUCAGCAUGAUGACCGUGGUAGUGCACGGCAAGUUGGUCGAAGCUUCAGUCGCAGGGCAGGUACUGGUGAGUUCCCACAUCUUAGUUUUUCUAUUAGUCUUAACAUUAUUAUGGCAGAUGUGUACCUGUGCCACCUGUUCUGUCCAUCAUACUUUUACAAUAUAUGA